UCAACAGAGCAAUGGGUUGCUUCUUCGCGUGUUUCAGGAACAACGAUAACCAUCGUCGCCGCACUCACCUUACCGCCAACUCUUCUAGUUCCACCGAUGUUCUGGUAUCUCGAAACAGCUAUUCCUCUGUGUUUCAAGCUCAAGAGAGAGAAGAUUGUGCAAUCAAUUGCGGUGAUGUUGUGGAAUUUCAGGGAGAUGACCUGGGGCUUAAGGAUGAGGCCAAGUUUCUUAAAGCCUGUGGUACUUUACCAGGGACACCUGUUGAAAUUCGGAAAACAUCUGAGAAACUGAAAGUGUCACCCUCUCCCGAUAAACAUUCUGAGCCAUCAAGGUUUCAUUCUUGGCUUCCGAAUGAGUCUGUUGAGAAACUUCAACUGGAUUUUCGUUCAGUUAACCCGCCAACGCCCUUAAAAAUUUGCCAAGAAUUGGGAGAGAGCAGAGACUCUUUUGAGCACACACCAAACAUAUGUUUAUCUGAUGCACGAGAUAGUCACCAUGAAUCUCUUGAGCAUAUGGAAGGAAAUAAGACAGGGAGCCCUCAUACUGCAGAUAGGGCUGAAAAUAAUCCAGCUCCAGAUUCACCUUGGCUAGCCACAGAAACACAGAGGAAGUGCAAAUCAGUCCGGUUUAAGUGUGAUACGGGCUUAUCAUCCUGUGGAAGUUCAUCUGAUGAUAGUCGUUUGAAGAAAAGCUGGUCACCAAAUAACCAAAAUGCGAAUAAGCGAUCACCUUAUCCUACCCCAUUGAAGUUAUUUGAUGAGAUGCAAACCCCAGGAACGGUUUGUCCUGCAACACUGGAAGAGUUACCUAAUGGCAGGGCUCGUGUUCGGUCCCAGUUUGUCUACCCCACUCACAAACCAGAUGAGGAUGUCUUCCAGCGUAAAAUACUCGAGGAGAAAGAUUUAAACUCUGAACAUGAUUCAAGUGAGUUGAGAGAUUCUGCCGAGCAAGCUCAAAUUGCUACUCCUACCCCGCAAAAAGGUUCAAACCAAGUGUUGAAGGAAAAUGAAUCUAAAGCAGAAGUAAGCUUGUCUAAUUGGUUAAGGCCUGCCCCAAUUGAUCAGGAGAAGGGAAACAAGAGAGUGGAGUCUGCUUCUAGCCAGAUCCCACAUUUUCGGAAAACUUCUGCUGACAGGCCUAUCCUUGGUGUGGCUGCAGCUCACUUUGAAAACGAGGAUUCGAAUAUUUGUCCUCCGAAGUGGUGGGAUGGAAAUGGCAUACCAAAUUCAACCACUAAAUACAAAGAGGAUCAGAAAGUGAAGUGGCAUGCAACACCAUUUGAAAAGAGAUUGGAGAAGGCAUUGACAGAGGAGACUUUUAUCCCUCAAAGGAAGUUUGUUCCUGGAAAGCCAAUGGAUUUUGAUGAUAUUGAAGAGAGUGAUACCGCAUUAUCCCAGCUGCGAUCUUCGACUAAUCCAGAGUCAGUAGAGUCAUUUUGAUUUGUCCACUCAUUGUAUGGGGUGUUACAUACAUCGGAAAUAUUUCAAAUUUAAGGAGACUAAAUCUCAGUACACAUUCAAUCUACUGAUUGGAUUACAACAAUUUUAGAGCGCAACUGCGCAAGUGUGUUAUGUGUAUGGAGAAAACUCCAUUUACUAGGAAAAAAGUUGAACUGAGAUUUGAAUAAGUAUGGUAGAAAGCUAUGUAUCCAGCACAGGUUCCUCUCGUAGAUAGUCUCAUUGAUACCCAGUAGACCAUAACUUUGAGUGUUGGAUGAAAUUUUUGGCAAUGUUUCUUACGAAAAUUAAACUCAGAGGCCAAAUGAACGAUUCAUCUUUU
This is a messenger RNA of Arachis duranensis, 1779 nucleotides long. RefSeq names its product protein JASON. The record is from RefSeq and is a predicted model, not a curated record. The transcript has 8 exons. The coding region runs from base 12 to 1439 and encodes 475 amino acids. Gene Ontology annotation, biological process: male meiosis II. NCBI's taxonomy places the organism in Eukaryota, Viridiplantae, Streptophyta, Magnoliopsida, Fabales, Fabaceae.